CAGAUCAGAUCCCCAGCAAUUGCUUUGGAACAUGUUCUGGUUAGCAACGUCACAGUUUUCCCCCUCCCGCUGCUGCAUUCUCAAAACGCGAAACGGCUUCUCAGCAAUCGCUUUCGCCUCGCCCAGAGAAAAAGAGUGAAAGAUAUUGAUCGAACGACAAUGGCCAAGAGGAAGCUUGAACGCAAUUCAUCCGUAGUAUGUCUCUCUUCGAUUCCGAUCGCAGAGGGUUAUGGAGAUGACAUUACAAAACAUCGCUCCUGUUGGCUGCAUAUUGCAGCAAGCCUGCAUGCAUGUGGAAAGAGAGUGACUAGACAAGAAUUUGAAGAUGUAAAAAGAUUUGAAAGAACCUCCCCAUGUUUCUUAAGCAACAUCUCUUGUCGUAAAAGGUCAAUAAGGAGAGUUAACUGCAAGAAAACUGAGAAGUUAAACAGUCACACGUUUGAGUGCUACCUAGACCAUAUUUGGAGGAAAGUCUCAAAAGAUAGAGCUGCUUCCUUUAUGCACAUUGAAUCUUUAUGGUUUUCUUUGUACUUGAAACAAUCUUUUAAAGCGAAGGUAUUGACAUGGAUUAAGAAGCAGAAAAUUUUCUCAACGAAAUAUGUAUUCAUUCCUAUUGUCAUUUGGCACCACUGGAGCCUCUUGAUCCUUUGUCACUUUGAUGAGGGUUUGCAAUCAGAAACUAGAACUCCAUGUAUGUUGUUGUUAGAUUCACUGCAAAGCGUAGGUCCAUUGCGGCUUGAGCCCAGUAUAAGAAAGUUAGUUCUGGACAUUUUUAGAGCGGAGGACCGGCCAGAAAGUAAAAAGUUGAUUUCUCGAAUUCCUCUUUUGGUGCCUAAGGUGCCACAACAGACAGAUGACAAGGAGUGUGGCUAUUUUGUUCUAUACUUCAUAAAUCUAUUUCUGAAGGAAGCUCCUGAAAAUUUCAGCACCCGUGAAGGCUAUCCUUAUUUUAUGAAGCCAGACUGGUUUACUCAUGAAAGCCUGGAUCGAUUCUGCAGGCAAUUUCAUUCUAGAAUACUGAAUCCAUAAGUUUGACAUAAAUAGCUUAUUUUUCUUCUUCUUCUUCUCCUUCCUCCAUCAGUUUGAGAUGUUCUUGAUAGAAUUAAUAUGCAUCUCUGUGAAUAUUGUACCCUCUAAUGUGGAUUGCUAGCACCUUCUGCAGUUUGGAAUAUGUGAUUUUGUUUCAUUGGCAUCA
Molecule: messenger RNA, 1195 nt
Organism: Diospyros lotus (date-plum)
Lineage: Eukaryota; Viridiplantae; Streptophyta; Magnoliopsida; Ericales; Ebenaceae
Product: probable ubiquitin-like-specific protease 2B
Exons: 7
Coding region: 160-1029 (289 amino acids)
Biological process (GO): proteolysis
Molecular function (GO): cysteine-type peptidase activity
Source: RefSeq, a predicted model, not a curated record